Molecule: messenger RNA, 2310 nt
Organism: Clunio marinus
Lineage: Eukaryota; Metazoa; Arthropoda; Insecta; Diptera; Chironomidae
Source: the annotation of a GenBank genome assembly
UGGGAUCGCUUUUUAUUUUCGGCAGCAGCGGCAGCAAAAGGAAUAAAAAAAAUUCAAAUCAAAGGAAAGUGAAAUGAAAUAAAAAAAUUAAUGGUUUAAAUCCAAUUUCAAUUGAUUAAUUUGUUAUGGUUCGCAAGACAAAGAUUUCUACAAGUUCUUGCCCAUCAAGUAAAGAUUCCAGUGAAGACUCGCCAAAUGACACGGAAAAAAAAACAUUUAUUAUUUUGAGUUUGCCAAUUGUUAUGUUUUUUAAUUUGAUCAAAACUUUAUUAUUUGAGAUUUUUGUUGUGCUUAAAUUUGUUUACAAUACAUCAUCGAGAAUUCUUAAUAAACCAGCAACGAAUAAUCAGGAAGAAGUAAAUCUUGAAUCAGCAAGCGAAGACAACAAAGGAAUCGAAAUGGAUCUUCUUCAACUUCAAAAGCACCACCACAAAAAAGCUUUUGAAUAUAUUUCGCAAGCAUUAAAGAUAGACGAAACACAAAAUCCAGAACAAAAAGAAAAUGCUAUUCGAUUGUACAAAGAAGGCAUUUCAGAGUUGGAACGUGGAAUAAACAUUGACGUGUGGCAAGGUCAUGGUGAAAAAUGGGUUAAAGCUCAGCGUUUGCACGACAAAAUGCAGACUAACUUGGCAAUGGCAAAGGACAGAUUGAAUUUUUUAGAUCUUAUGCUGGCCGAACGAGCAAAGGUUCUAAGUCAGGAGCGCGCAAAAACUUCUGUUCAAUCAUUGACAGAUAAGAUGAAUAGUUUAACGAAUCGUAAAGCUCAAACUCCAAAACUUUUACUCAAUGAGCUUAAAACUGGUGAUAAAAAUGUAACAUUUAGCAGUAAGAUUAAUCAUUCCACGGGUAAAGCAGUGUCUUCCGAAGAAAUUUUAAUGUUUUUCUUAACGUUUUUCUUUCAAGUAACGGGUAAAUUAGUAAGUCGUCGUCCUGGUCAUUUAACUAUUAUGAACAAAUCUCAAACAUUACCACGCAACAUGUCGAGAGCUUUAACAAAUGUGAACAAUCCCAUAAAAAAACCGGCAACACCGCCAGCAGCACGAAAACAAUUUUCGAAUCCAAGUCAAUCUCCACGACGUACGAAUAUUACUUCAGGUCGUGCAACGCCUCCAAGAUCAAGAACAUCCCAUGGGGGCAAUCCAUCAACCUCGUCACAGAAUUCAAUCAGUGUCAAAGGUGUUGAACAAAAACUCGUACAAACAAUCAUGGAUGAAAUAAUUGAAGUUGGACAGAAGGUCGAGUUUAGUGAUGUCGCUGGUAAUGCCACUGCUAAGCAAGCUCUCAAGGAAAUGGUGAUUCUUCCAGCUGUCCGUCCAGAACUUUUUACUGGUCUUCGGACACCUUCAAAAGGAUUGCUACUUUUUGGACCUCCAGGAAAUGGAAAAACUUUGCUUGCGCGAGCGGUUGCAAAUGAAUGUUCAGCUACUUUUUUUAGCAUUUCAGCAGCAUCACUAACAAGCAAAUAUGUUGGUGAUGGAGAGAAAAUGGUUCGAGCAUUAUUUGCUGUUGCUCGUGAAUUGCAACCAUCAAUCAUUUUUAUUGAUGAAAUCGAUUCUCUUCUGUCUGAGCGAUCUCAAAGUGAACAUGAAGCAUCGCGUCGUUUAAAAACAGAGUUUUUGAUUCAGUUUGAUGGACUACCGACUGGAGAUUCAGAAAGUGAAAGAAUUGUUGUGAUGGCUGCUACAAAUCGACCUCAAGAACUUGAUAAAGCCGCUCUUCGUCGCUUCCCUAAACGUAUUUAUGUCACGUUACCAGAUUUUGAUACGAGAAUCUCUUUGCUUUCUAUUCUCUUGCAAAAACAAAACAGUCCAUUGAAUGAAGAUGAGUUGAAGACACUAGCUCGUAUGACUGAAGGAUUUUCUGGAAGUGACUUGACUGUUUUAGCGAGAGAUGCUGCUUUUGAACCUAUAAGAGGACUAAAUUUAGAUGAAGUUAAAGAUCUGGAUGCAUCAAAAUUAAGACACAUCACUAUGGCUGAUUUUACUGAGUCUUUGAAGCGCAUCAAGAAGUCUGUGUGCCCAAAAAGUUUGCGUGAAUUUGAACAAUGGUCGAUGGAAUAUGCCAGCGUAUAAUGAAAUGCACCAUAGAACUGUAUUUCAUAGAAUAUCAUCGCUUUUUAAAAUUUUUUCAUUUGUAACAUCAUCAAACAAGAAUUUUCUUGUAAAAUUGCGCUCGUUCGCCUGACUGUUGUUGACUUCAAACAGUCAUAAAGAAAUAAAUAAAUACUGCAAAAAAACUGUUUGCUUCCUUUUUAAAAUUUUCUGAUUAGACAUUUUUUAUUCCAUUUUAUUUUAGUUUCCAAAAUUAAUC